Molecule: messenger RNA, 14417 nt
Organism: Homo sapiens (human)
Lineage: Eukaryota; Metazoa; Chordata; Mammalia; Primates; Hominidae
Gene: SLAIN2
Product: SLAIN family member 2
Exons: 9
Coding region: 8893-10293 (466 amino acids)
Biological process (GO): cytoplasmic microtubule organization; regulation of microtubule polymerization
Cellular component (GO): cytoskeleton
Source: RefSeq, a predicted model, not a curated record
UUACUCUGUGUGAAGAGUCAAGGGUGGAACGAGCCCUGGCUCUUAUUUUCUAAAACAAGAAUUGAGUCUGGCGUUUUGCAGAGCUCUGAAUUGACAGUUAUCACAUCCAUCUUUCAUUUCCACGUCCUUCUAGGGGCAGAGAAAAAGAGUCCUAUUUAAAAAUUUAAACCAAAGCUAUAUUGUCAUAAGCCACUUCUUGAUGAAAUUGUGGCCCCCCCACCUUAAUAUCACUUUCAUAAAUAGGACAUGGGAGGCUUUUCCUCUCGUUUUAUUAUAAAGAUGUGUGUGGGCAAUUAUUUGUCUUAAUUCAUUUUUCUUAAAGUUUUAACUUUUAGCUAAAAUGUCUCUGCUCUAUUGAAAUUAAAACUUCUAACAGUGAAAUCGAAAUCAUUCAUAGACUCUGGUAUUGCAGGGCUGGAACUUUGCAGUGUUCUGAGGUAGUUAAGAGCUUUCCUGGGUUCGCCCCUGGUUUUGCCACUUACUAGCAGUAUGACCUUGAGCAAGUUACUCUGAGGCUCACUUUCUUCUUGUAUUUGAUGGAGAAAAUAAUAGCACUUACCUCUAUAGAGUUAUGAAAAUUUAGUAAGAUAAUUAUGUAUGCAUUUAGCGCUGGAUCUGGCACAUAGUAAACUGUCUAAAACAAGCUGCUAUUUGUUACUCUUAAGCCUAGUUACUUAAAUCAAGAAACAGUUCUUAUAUGAUGUUGUAGGAGAUUCUGGUGAUUCUUAAGUGUUGAUCCCUGUUCAUAAGGCAGUUAUAGUCUUGUUGAGAACUAAGUUUUGUGCAGUUAAAUAAACUAGAAAGUGUACAGUGAAUUACCCAAAGAGUGAUAGAACAAAGAGUACUGACAGUGCUCAGUAACUGGGAAAAAAAUAGUAGUCCAAAGUAGUUGGGCCAGACUUUGAGGAGGAGGUGGCUUGGAGUCUGAAAGUGAGGAAAGAGCGGGAAGGGCAUUUUAUGCUCUUGACAGCUACAAGAGCAGAGUCAGAGGUAUUUGUAACUCUCAGGAAGAUUUGAGUAACAGAAUUACUCUUGAGUAUAUGAUGACAUACCUUUAUUACCAAGUGAUAUCAAAUAUUAGAGCUGACUGUGGUAGUGACAGUUUUUGAUAUAAAUGUGAAAUUGCAUUCUCCCAAAGGAAUCUUGGGUAUGUAUGCACUUUAAAAGAACCCAGAAUCUUGUAAAUAUUGUCACAUGGCUCUUGCAAGUGAUGAUAAUAAAAUGAUGCUCAUAAUAAUGAGGAUUAGCUGCACCCAUCAGCCCAUUUUAGAUUAUGUAUUAUUAGAACACAUUGAGUCCACUUGGGGAAGCCGAUUAAGUCUUUGGCUGCUUUGGUUCCUGAGCAUGAGUUUGUUAAGGUAAAGCAAGUCUUCCUUAAAUACUGUUCCAGGAGUUUCUUUUGACCAGAUGAUUCCUGCUUACUGCUUUGAUCCUGGCUUCAUAUCUUGAUAUUAUAGGUGUCCUAUACUUUUUCUGAGAUUUGUGUGAACUGAAAGUUGAAUAUAAAUCAUAUUUAAAAUGCGUUGGGGUAUGUGAUUAGGGUAAAAGUUGUAGGGGAUGGAUGUCAGUGGCAGGAAGAUUCAAAGUCAAUAUUUUUUCCUUUCUUAGCAAGCUAAGAAUCUACCUUUUGUAACUUCUAGCUAUUGCACCUUCCUUUUCAUCUAGAGGAAUGUUUCCUCCCGAGUGUAUGUGCCGCAAAGUGCUAGUUCUGAAGAUGUCAAUAAGUGUUAUGUAGAAAAAAAGUGGGUGGGUUCUGGGAUGGAAUAAAUGUGGGAAAAACUGGGUUCAACAAAAAUAAACAGUUUUCUUUAAUGCUGGGCUCCUGGAGAUGCUAAUGUGUUUUGAACAUAGUAAAUCUCUAGGGAGUAUGGUUUGGUCCUAAACUUAAUUGAGCUCCCAAGGAACUAGUAUCUUUUUUAGAAAACAGUGCUCUACAGCAGUCACUUUCAUACUCUUCUUUUUUUUUUUGGACCCAGCUUCAUGAUAAGAAAUACAUUUUAACUCAUAAUCAGGAAUUCACAUGUAUCUGAAUAACUGAAGCAAAAGUUUCACAAAAUGUUGAUUACUUUUACUACAAGUGGUAUGCUUGGAUAUUUUCCGCUCUAUUCUGUUUCAUUAAAAAAAAAUGCUGGUUACUCCCCAGCUAAGCUGAUUUUGUGACCCAUUAAAGAGUUGCAAUUCUCACUUGAAAAACACUGUUUCUAGAAUAACUCAGAAAAGUUUAGGGAUGAGAACUAACUUCGUUGUGCAUCACAGUGUGUCAGUCUGUGCCAGGCAGCUUAUAAAUAUUUUUUGCCUCUAAUUUUAUACAUUUAUGAGAUAGGUAUCAUUUUCUAGGUAAGAAAACUAAUCUCUCUCCAAGCAUCAAAUAAUGCGCACUGAAUGAUGGCACCAGGAUUUGAAUCCAGGUCUUUAUACAUCAUAGACUAUGCUGUUCCCACAGUAUUUUGCUUUUUCCAAGUAUAAUGUCCUUUUCACAUGAAUGGCCUCUUCACAUAGUUGAAGACUACUGUGGUGUCACUGCUGACCCUUUCUCCCUGCCACACACUGUGAGCAUUCCCUUCUCUUCUUCAGAGUAAAUAAUCCCAGUUUGUUUUAUCAUUCCUUAGAUAAUGUAAUUCUCUGAUCCUUCGACCAUGGUUAUUUUUUUCUUAAUUAACUCUAAGUUGCUCAUUGUCAUUAUACAUGGUUCCCAGAGUUGUACCCAGCAUUUUAGAUGAUAUUUGGUCAGAUGGAGAGUGUGGUGGGUGUGAAUCAAAUGCUGUUUUUUUUUUAACCAAAUACUUCAUUGACAGUUUUAACUUCUAUUAUGCUUAAUAUGAGCCUGAAGUAUCAACUUCUCUCCCAUAUAUUUUAUACAUAAGAUGUUAAACUGUGUCUUCCUAACCUAGUUUUUGUGUAACGGAUUUUUUUUUUAGCUUAAAUAUAAAGCUUUUAUUUUAUUUUUUUUUAGGCGUGCUCAGAUUAAAUAUAAGGCUUUUAAAUUUCCUUUUGUUAGUUUUUAUUUACACAUUUAAUAUUAUGUUUCUGAGUUAUUUGGUCAUCUUUGUAUUUGGUAGGCAUAUCUACUACGUCUUCAUUCAAAUUGUUGAUAAAAAUAUUAAAUUGACAUAAUAAAUUACUCUGAAGUGGGCAUGUCAGCUAGACUCACUCUGGAUUAAUACCAGUCCAUUAAUCAACACACAUGGUUGUUCAAUAAUUGCUAGUUCUAUCUAUUAUCGUCAGGCCCAUAUAACAUUUUGUGUAGACAUUAUGAUUUUGUAAAGUGCCUUGCUAUAAUUAAGCUAUACUCUGCCUACAAGAUUCUUACCUACAAUGAAGAAUACUACAUUACUAUCACCAACCUAUUAAAAUAGCCAUUGCAGUUGAUUUGUUUGGACUUGUUCAUGAUGAAUGUUCUAGCAUUUCAUGUAUCCACUUUUCCUUUCUUCACAAACUUUUUUUUCAUCCAAUUUUGAAUUUUGCAAGGAAUCAGUUUGGUCUGGACUUUCUAGACACUGCUUAUUUUUCUCUUUAGAAGUCACCAUAUUUCCUUUUAUCCAGACUUUUGAUCCUGCCCGUGUUCACCAUGAUCUUAGUGAUAAAAUUUCUGUUCUUUUCCAUCAUUUGGAGUGGUAGGCCUAAGCCCAUUUUAAGCUACAUUCUGGCUCACUAGAUCAAUUUAUCUUAGGUUUAUGAAGACACUUCAAAUUCAUACUGACUUCUCAUCGAUAACCUUUGUUGAUAAAUGUCCCAAUUCAGAGCUAGGUAGGUAAUGUGGUUUUUAUACUUUUUUGUCACUCGUGGCUCUUCACUGCUGAGAGUUGAUUUAUUGUAUGACCUCUUUGUUUAUGUAUGCUUUUUGUAGAGGGCCAUUGGUAAAAGUUGCCUGUAAUUUAAUUUGGUAAGCCUAAGUUAAUAAAGCAAUUUGUGUAAUUAUCACCACUUAUCUGAAUAGUUUGGCAGUCAUUCACUGAUUAACAUACUAAUAUCUUGGGAAGUUUUAUGUUUUCUAGACUCUUCUGUACCAAGGAGAUGUUACUUUAAAGUAAUGUGGUUUGUGUAUGUGUGUGGGUUAGAUGAAUCAGAAGUUAGACAUCUAAUAAGCUUUCUAUUUCCCUUUUUUUUUUUUUUUUUUUUAAGAGACAGGGUCUUCCCAUGUUGCCCAGGCUAGUCUCAAACUCCUGGGAUCAGGCAGUCUGCCCACCUCAACCUCCCAAAGUGCUAGAAUUACAGGCAUGAGCCACUGUGCCUUGCCCUCUAUUCCAUUGUUAGCAGUGGUUUUCCAGUCAUUCUAAAAUGGCUUUAAUUUUUUUUCUUUAAUGGAACAAAUACUUAGAGUACCUGUGUGCAGCACAGUGUUGGGAACAUUGAGAGACAUGAUAAUGCAAGUUCUUAAAAAAUAGAACUUGGCCAAGCAGAGCCUCAUGGUUGAUAAAAGUAUAUUGCAGUCACUGUGGUGUGCCCAUGUUUUUAUAUGCCAAGCAUUUUGCAAGACAGCAGUCCGCAACCUUUUUGGCAUCAGGGACCGGUUUCGUGGAAGACAAUUUUUCUGUGGACCAGGGGUGGGGGUAUAAUCUACAGCUCACUGCAGCUUCAGUACCACCCCCCCUCCCCCACCCCUGGCUCAAGUGAUUGUCUUACCUCAGCCUCUUGAGUAGCCAGGACCACAGGCGCGUGACACCAUGCCUGGCUAAUUUAUUUUUUAUGUUUUGUAGAGAUAGGGUCUCACUAUGUUGCCCAGGCUGGUCUCGAACUCCUGGGCUCAAGUGAUCCACCUGCUUCACCCUCCCAAAGUGUUGGGAUUAUAGGCGUGAGCCAUCGUGCUCAGCUCCUUUACACAUGUUAAAUCAUUUAAUGUGUACAAUUUGGAGUUGUAAUUAUUAUUAUUUUUAUUGUAAAAUAUAACAAAAUUUACCAUGUUAAUAAUUUUUAAGUUUACAGUUCAGUGGCAUUAAGUACAUUCACAAUGUUGUGCAAUCAUCGCCACCAUCCAUCUCUAGACCUUUCAUCUUCCUCAAUUGAAACUGUGUACCCAUUAAACAGUUUCCCUGUUUCCAUGGACGCCAGCCCCUGGCAACUACCAUUCUGCUUCUCUGUCUAUGAAUUUGACCACUCUAGGUAGCUUGUGUAAGUAGAAUCAUACAAUACUUGUCUUUUUGUGUCUGGCUUAUUUCAUUUAGCAUUAUGUUUUCACAGUACAUCCAUGUGGUAGAAUGUGUCAUUUUAUCCCCAUUUUACAGCAAAAGAAACUAAACCCAAAGUCGCAUAGCUAAUAAAGUGAAAUUGAGAUUGACACCAAACCUAAAAGUCAAGUCUGAUGAAGUACGAUUGAUCUUGAUUUAUUUAGCCUAUAGAUAUUUAGCUUGGGGAAGAGAACUUUUUGAGUAUUUGAAGGACUCUAAUAAGGAUUAUUACUUAUAUAACUAACUGUUCAUCGCUAGACUAAUAGGUGUAAAUUAGAGGCAGGCAAAUUUUGUUUUAGUAGAAGGAAGAAUUUUUUAAUAGAGCUGUUUUUGGAUGAUAUGCACUACCCUAAAAAAAUUGUUGGAAAUAACCUUCAAAAGACUGCUGAAUGCUCCUGUGGCAGGCGAUGUUACAAAGAAGUAAAAAAGUUGAAUUGGGUGAAUUCUGAGUGUUCUUUUAAUUCUGUUGCACUCUAUGUGGGAGCAUAAGAAACCUUCAAGACAGGCUGGGCAUGGUGGCUCAUGCCUGUAAUCCUAACACUUUGAGAGGCCAAGGCAGACAGAUCACUUGAGGUCAGGAGUUCAGAACUAGCCUGGUCAACAUGGUGAAACCCUGUCUCUGCUAAAAAUACAAAAAUAUUAGCUGGGCAUGGUGGUGGGCGCCUGUAAUCCCAGCUACUUGGGAGGCUGAGGGAGGAGAAUUGCUUGAAUCCGGGAGGCAGAGGUUGCAGUGAGCUGAGAUCACGCCAUUAUACUCCAGCCUGGGCGACAGAGCAAGACUCUGUCUCAAAAAAAAAAAAAAAAAGAAGAUACCUUUAAGACAGAGUGCUAAGCUUAAGUGUGAGGAGAUAUUUAGCAGCGGAAGCAUCAUGAAUGUUUUCCCUUUAAGUCUGUGGCACAUUUCUCUGAAUAUCCUCAGUAAUGGCCAGUUGUUUUCCUCUUGAGGGUAGGUUUGAAUUUUGAAAACCAUUAGAAGUCAUUAUCUUGCCUGGUGAAUAAAAAUGAGUUAGCAGGGUAUUUAAAAGUCCUCAGCAGUCCAGCGCUAAUUUACUUUUUUCCUAGAUUUACUUGCUUUUGCCAGAACCUUCAAGAACAUUUAUGCCCUUUGGCUUUUGAUGUUCAUCUGUUUUUUUCUCUUCCUCCUCUUACCAAAAUUUUACUUAUUCUUCAGGCACAAUGCAGAUUUUCUUUCCUUUGUGAAAUUCUCCUGAAUUUUUAACUUGGUUUACUUCCUCUUCAUUGUUAACCUAUCACUGUUUAUAUACCCUUUUUUAGAGUAUAUUUAACGCAACCACCUUGUGCUUUGGUCUGUGUAGUCUAGAAUGUGAGCAGUUUAAGCAGAAGGAUAGUAGCAUAUUCAUCUUUAUGUUUCUGAACAGGACCACAGUGUAGUAAGAGUUCAGUGACAUUAAUUUAAAUGAAAUCAAUCUAUCAGUGAUGUUAGGUUAAAAUGAGGCAAAACUGUAAAACAGUGAGACCAGAUUUCUUACAUGACGCUUAUGCCAGUUACAGAUGAGAUACUUCACAGAUUCUGAAUAAUGGCAGUAUUGAAUGUAUACUUUCCCAUGAUGAAUUAAAGAAGAAAAUACUGUCUAGAUGUAGUGUGUGAUUUUUAAAAUAAGUUUAAAAAUUAGCCAAAAUACUGGCAUCGCUCUGUUUAGUAGGAUUACAGAAGCACUUUGUUUUAAACUUCUUUGUACUUUUUGUGAUUUCCAAGUUUUCUGAUAAGACAUGAAUUGCUUUUAGAAUUUAAAAAAUCCUAUUGAUAAAAUUUAAGUCAGUUUUAUUACUCUGUGAUCAUGUGGGGAUCAUAAUAUAACAUGAUACAUUAGAAGCCUUUUUACUUGUAGUUUUCCUUGUUACUUAGUAGUAGUAAGAUUAUAUAUCACAGAUGGAUACAUUUUGGCUUCAACAAAUAUGGUUUCAUUUAUUGAGUAACUGCCAUAGGUGGAGCACUGUGCUGUAAUGAUAGCACAUUUUUGAUAGAAUUGGAACCCAAGAUAUGUAUUUGAUCUUAUGAUCUAUUAUUCUUGUUUGUUUUAAAUUUAACAAUUUAAUUGGGCAAAAAAAACAUUUAUUGAACUGGGUAGCACCCAGGACCGAAAGUGAUUUAGAAUGCUUCUUAGAAUGUUCUUAACUUUACACUUAAAAAAUUAAAUUCCACAAGUGUAACUAUUAAAACAUUUAUCAGAUCUACCUAAAUAAAUCAUGUAGUCUGUUUUCAUGAAAAACACAACUUUGGUUUUUAGGAAUAUCAGAUAAGGAACACCAAAGUUGUAUAGCUCACAUCCUGUGAGCCUUCUGGAUCACUGAUGUUGCUACUGCUCCUCAGUCCCCAUCUUUGGGGCCUCCGUGUAUUCAAAUUCCUAUGCCAGAUUGCCCAGGGAACCUGGUGCUGAUACCCUGGUAGCCCAAAAAGGCUACUUGCCUUCUACUUCCACUUACGCAGACCCCUGCCUCCUUACCCUUCUGCUAGGAACAUAUCUAUAACUAUAUAAAUUCAUGUAAUUUUGACAUUAUUUUUUAAAAUGGCAAUUUGGGCAGUAAAUAGCAGAAUUAAGUAGUGUCUUAAUAUAAAUGGUUUGCAUUACCUGAAUACACUAUUCCUUGUAGUAAUUAUCUGUACUACCCAGAGCACAUUGCAUGUGACUCCUGUUGGGCUAAUUUUCAGUAGCAAAAAUGAAUUUGUAAAAUAAUGUAGGUUUUAAGGCUUUGGUAAUAAUAAGUUCUUAUUUCACCUCUUUCAUUUACUCAAAAUUACGUCUUCUGAGAUCUUUUGGGAUCGAAGUUAUGGAGGAAAUGAACAACUUUAGGACAAACUAGCUUAUUUAAGAGGAAGGCUUUAAACUAGGUCUUUAGGAGUGGCUCAGAAAUUGCAGAACAGUUUACUUUGAUCUGGGAAAGGUCUCACAUUCUGGAAUAAAAUAGAAAUUAGAGACUUUAGAGAAAAAAAUAUUGAUUCUAUCUCCUUGAAAUAUGAAGAAUAAUAGAUGCAAUAUAAUGUAGUACCACGGUAUCAGAUAUGAAAUUCUUGAAAGUAUUUGGAAAGAUAAGACAAAGGAAGUUGUAUUUAGUUAAAAAUCAGGUUUAUAAUUCAUGAGGAUGAAUCAAAUCAUCUCCCACUUCUGCAGUGUACUAGACUGAAACUCCUCCCCCACACAUCCCUCUCCUACUCCAUUCAGGAGCUUCUGCUCCUCUCUCUGUGAGACAGUAAGAAAGUACCCAAUUAUGUGUGGCUCUUGAGGCUUAUUUUGUUUGAAAAGUGUGAAUGAGAACCAGGAGUGGGCCAAGCUAGUCUGUAAGUGACCCUUGACUCCAAUAAGCUUGAGGAAUGGGAUUUAAUAGGUACUCUCAAGUUAGGUUUUUAGUAUGCAUUUAAUACCUAAUCGGUACUAUAUUCUAUAGUGAUAAUCAGACUAAAUUGUGUGUUUUUGCUAAUACCUAUUUAGUAGAUACAGAAAGAGUACUUUAGUAAUUUUAGGCUUUGAAUGCUUAUAUCUUUUGAGUGGGCCUGCUCAUUUCUCCUCUGAGUGGGAGAUAAUGAAUCUUGUGUUGACCUGUCACAGUGAAACUCUUAUUUGCCAUUGGUUAUACUUAGGACUGAUGGUGGAGUGGAUUAAGAAGCAAAACCCAAAAAACUGAUGAAUCCUAGAAACCUGAAUCUAGAGGUUUGGAACUUGAUGAGCAGGCACGGCUGUAUUCAUCACCAAAGAAAAAACUUACACCAAUGCAGAAAUCGGUUAGUCCAUUAGUUUGGUGCAGGCAAGUUUUGGAUUACCCAAGUCCUGAUGUUGAGUGUGCUAAAAAAUCUCUUAUCCACAAACUUGAUCAAACUAUGUCAGCUCUCAAGAGGCAGAAUUUAUAUAAUAAUCCUUUCAACUCUAUGAGUUACACCAGUCCUUACAGUCCAAAUGCCAGUAGCCCAUACAGCAGUGGCUUCAAUUCUCCAUCCUCAACCCCAGUGCGACCUCCUAUAGUCAAACAGCUUAUACUUCCUGGAAAUUCAGGUAACUUGAAAAGCUCAGACAGAAAUCCUCCACUCAGUCCUCAGUCCUCUAUAGAUAGUGAGUUAAGUGCUUCAGAAUUAGAUGAAGAUUCAAUUGGAUCCAAUUAUAAGCUAAAUGAUGUAACUGAUGUACAGAUUCUAGCCCGGAUGCAGGAAGAAAGUCUCCGGCAAGAAUAUGCAGCCACCACGUCUCGGCGCAGUUCUGGUUCAUCUUGCAAUUCUACAAGACGGGGUACUUUUAGUGAUCAGGAACUUGAUGCACAAAGUUUAGAUGAUGAAGAUGACAAUAUGCAUCAUGCAGUAUACCCUGCUGUUAACAGGUUUUCACCAUCACCACGCAAUUCACCUCGACCGUCACCUAAGCAGUCACCCAGAAAUUCACCUCGUUCACGAUCUCCUGCUCGGGGAAUAGAAUAUAGUAGAGUGUCCCCACAGCCUAUGAUUAGCCGCUUACAGCAACCUCGCCUUUCACUUCAAGGCCAUCCCACAGAUUUACAGACAAGCAAUGUUAAAAAUGAAGAAAAACUAAGACGCAGUCUUCCAAACCUGUCCCGAACAUCUAAUACACAAGUUGACUCAGUGAAAAGCAGCAGAAGUGACUCAAAUUUUCAAGUGCCAAACGGAGGAAUACCUCGUAUGCAACCUCAGGCUUCAGCCACUUCGCAAAGGCUGAAAAAUUUGCCUCGCACUUCCCUCAAAGCCAAACAGUUGCUUCAAACUUCAUCUACAAAAAGAGUACCUUCUCCAGGCAAAUUCCGUUCCCCUGCAGCACCAUCUCCUUUGGCUCUUCGGCAACCAGUGAAAGCAUUUAGUAACCAUGGCUCUGGUUCUCCUGGUAGCCAAGAAAUAACACAGCUCACACAAACCACCUCCUCACCUGGGCCUCCUAUGGUUCAGAGCACAGUCUCAGCAAAUCCUCCCAGCAAUAUCAACAGCGCUACUCUAACCAGACCUGCAGGGACAACUGCAAUGAGAAGUGGCUUGCCCAGACCCAGUGCCCCUUCUGCUGGGGGCAUACCAGUGCCUCGCAGCAAACUUGCACAGCCUGUUCGCAGAUCCUUGCCAGCUCCUAAAACCUAUGGUAGCAUGAAAGAUGACAGUUGGAAAGAUGGCUGUUACUGACCAGCAAAGACAAGAAUGCAGAAGUCCACGGCUUCAUGGAUACCCUUCACCAGGCUAAAAAACAACUUUUAUAUGCAGACUGUUCAGAUAAGACUCUUGGGAUUUAUAAAAUCCCAGCCCUCUCUGUCUUAAUUAGCACAAACCGACAGAGAUCAUCAAACAGCACUUUAAUGACAUUUAACAUCAGAUGUGUUUGGUAAUCAUACAAUCACUCUCCAUAGAAUCACUUUUAGUUUUGUUUAAUAGAAACUAGGUUGAUUUUUAAAAAAUAUUUGACAGAGGCCAAUAUCUGGGCAAAUACCUAAUGGAUGCCAAAGAGAAAUGCCCAUUUGUAAAUGAGAAAAAUGCCCAUUUGUGCACAAGAAAAUGGUGAAUUCAGGCUAUCCAAAACUUCACAUUCAACCUAAUUUACUGUAUAAAUAGUAUCAAUAAAUAUUUGUGUUAAUGAGAACUAAUAUUCUGACUAAUUAUCUAAAGUGUUUCACUAGUACACCAGGAAACUACAGAUUGAGAUUAGGGGGUGGGAGGAAAGAAACCUGGGCUAGAGAUUAAAACAUUCCUAAAUUUAGCAGAAUUUCAGAAAUGAUUUUUGCAGAUUCAUUAGAAAAGAAAAAUUGUCAUUUAAUCUUAAGUUUUGGAUGUAGCUCACAUGUCACCACCACCAGAUAGUGUUACAGCAUGUAUCCAUCAUGUUGCAUUGACACAUCAAACUUGUGUGUGUUUGUUUUGAUUGCCAAAAGGGCUUAAUAUCAGUUGUACAAUCUUUCUGAACUUUAUAGUUCCUGGCUCAGGAAAGAUGGCCUUUGCUAUUGAAGCCAACUUCUUCACAUGCUGUUAUCUUUACAGAACUAAGAGAUCUUGUUUCUAUUAGCAGGUUUUCAUGAUAGGAAAGAACAAGUAGUGUGUGUCUUUAUUCUUGAUACAACACCACCUCGGUGCUUGCAACCUGGAACAAAACCAUACCAUGAGAGAGAGGGGGAAAAAAAUCUAUGCACUUAACCUACAAAAUCUCUGGUGAUGACAGUUGUAUUGUUGCUAUUACAUGGCAUAACGGUCUAUUAUGUGGUAGGAAAAUAUAGCCUGCUAAAUCCUACUUAAGUUGAUCCACUUUAAACUGAGUAACUGUAUAAAACAUCUAUUGAAAAUUCUUUUCCUUUUGACUUAGAUUCUGCCUUACAUCAAUUUUUGCAUUUUUGGUAAAAAAAAAACCCUACUACGUAUGACUCUAACCUGAUACUUGCUCUCUAAUGGCUCUUAAUAUAUCCUUGAAAUCGGCUAUUUCAAUUUUAUCAGACUUUUACCAGAGUAAAACUUGCUUCUGUAGCAGGCCUCUCAUUUUUUAUUAUGAGGUCUGUUUUUAAAUACUUAAUUUGAACAGCUCUAAGAUAUUGUCACUUAGGUCAUCUAAAAGCUUUUAGAGAUUUGAACAUAAGUUCAUUUCCUGUUAAUCAAAGACAUUCCGUAAGUUGGCAAAAGAAAUUGGGAGAGAGAAAUAGAAGGCUUGAUAUUCUGGACAGCAUUAAGGUUGAUAGGUUGAUGAUAAAAACUUAAAACCAGGACCUCCAUUCUGUCAUGACUGACACCAUGGUAGUCUGUCAGCUUGACCAGUGGAGAGUCAUUCAUUUAGCACAAGCAGCUGGAGAUUUAAACUGCCAGUACUAUGUAUUUGGUGUAUAAUGCAAGGAAGAAACUUUAUCCUUGAAUUUGAGGGUGAUGGGGUGGGUCAGGAAAGGAUGGCGCCAGAAUUCUACAUGAUAAUGAACUAAAAAAUGUUGCUUUUCAGAGGAAGAUAAAGCAUCUUCUUUUGGGAGGGGGGUAUCUCAUGUCUAAGUAAGUAAAAGAAAGAAGUAGCUACUGUCUCUUUUAAAAACCACGUACAAAACAGAACAAGUCUCAGUUUUCAGUGCAACAUUUCAAAAAAUAUAUAUGCUGCAAUCUAAUAAUUAAAAGGAAUUUUACCUAUUAUGAAACAUAUUACAUUUUUUAAGUUAGAUAAUCAGUUUCAAAAGGAGUAUUCAGGUUAUUUAACUUUGUUUUUAAAUGGCUGCAUCAGAAAAAAAUGUCUAUUUUUUUUUAUUAAAAUAUUUCAUCACUUGUUAAAACAUAUUUUUGAUCUGAGUUUGGUAAAGUAUUAUUUUACCUGCUGUUGUACUACCACAGACUGUUGACUUUUAGUUUCUUAAAGAGAAAAAUUGCCUUUUUACUAGAAAGCCUUUGUAUAUUGCAAUUUUUCUGUUUGGGAAAAUCUAAGGAUUUACUGUGGUUAGUCUUACAGAAGAAAUGUGGAUUUGAUAAACUAGUGCCUAUGAUUUUAACUUAUGUUUGAUAUAUAGUAGUAAGGGUUUUAUGAAUGUUGAUUAUUUUGUGCCAACAGCCCAGAAUUGUCACUUAUAUGUAAGCAGAAAACAAUGAGCUCUGCUUCCAAAGUUAUUUAAUUUUCUCAGUGUUUGAAUGUUAUUUUUUGUAAGUGUGUUAAUAAAAGUGUAAAGAAUUGGAAAAAAUAUAAAUAUUCUUAACUCAAGCAUUUGCUGGAUCAUUUUUCUACAAAACUUGUUUGUACAAUAUAAAACACUCUCUGAAGAGUUGACUUUUUUUCAGUUUCGUAUCCUGGAAAUCACAUUUUGUAAAACUGGGGACCAUUCAUAAUUGUCAGAUACUUUUUAAAAUUAUCUCAAUACAUCACUUUUAUAAAAAAAAAAAGUUUUUUUGAAAGAAAAUUAGAUACAUAUGUGGCCCCAGAUGUUUGUAUAACUCUAGAAUGAUCUAGACUAUGUAUGUUUAAAUUAACUUUUUAUUGAAUGUACAGGUGUCCAUUUUUGACGUUAAGCAUGGUCCUUUAAGGUCACAUGACGUUUGAUUUGCAAACAUUUCUAUAGCCGAACUUGUAUAUGUGGUUGCCUCCUUAAUAAACAGCCUGACCAUAAUGUUUAUUAUUAAAUUUAUAUUCUUUAAGUGUUUAAUUAAUCUCUGGAUAUGGUAAGAUUCCUUUUUUCCUCUCAGUUGCCUACACUUGGUUUUAAUAAAUUACUCAGUUGAGUUUUUCUUUAACCACAGAAACCCAAAUCAUAUUGCCCUUUCAGAUUUAGUCUUCAUGGGGUUGGAUUAUGUCUUAUAUUUUCUCUGUCAGAGUUAUUUCAUAUAUGGAUUUUACUUGAAGGAAAUUUACAGUUUACUCUAAAUUGAUUUGUUCUUGGAACUUUUUUACCUGCUGUGAAUUGAUACCUAGUUAUAAAAAGCUAGCAUUUGCCUAGAUCAUAACUAUGUAUGGUAUCUAGUUAGAAAAAAACAAGCAAAAAGCUAUUAUGAGUUUCCAAGAGGGACAAUUAAUGCAUUUUCAUACCAAAUGCGAAUAUUUAGGUGAUCACGUGCAUCUUUUCUUGUAUGGAUGGAAAAAUCAAGAAUUGUACACUGUUUAAUGAGUUCUCCAUAUUCCUUUAGGAGAUAUUUGCUUUGCAAUUACAUGUUACAAUUAGAAUAAUUACAAUUAAAAUAAUAUUACAUGUUACAAUUAGAUUAAUAGUGAUGAGAGGGAAAAAAGACACCCUUCUGUUUUUUUCUCUCAAGCCAGUCUAAAAACUUGAAGAGCCAUUUAAAAUUAAAUGUCACUAUACUUGUAUUAUAAAUCAAUACAUAAGUUUAAACCUGUUAUAUACUCAGUGCAACAGAAAAACCCAUAUGGAGGUUCAACCACUGAUGUAUUUUGAAUGAUCCUAAAUAUAAGUCUUGGGUGGCUAAAUGGCCCUCUGCUUACCAGUCUGAAAAUGAAACCGAUUAUACUCAUCGGCCUUAUUUACUGUAAUACAAACUGGUUAAAACUAUGUUAACUGAAUGCUAGUUUGAAACAAAUUAUCUACAUUAAGUCAUCUUAAUGUUUUCUCUUUAAAAGAAAUAAAAAAAUCUGUUUCUUCUGAUUUCGAAAGUAAUAGAAACUCUGCUGUAGAACAUAAACUAAAAAUAUUAAAAAGUAUAAAGGUAAAAAAUGAUAGUUGUCUGCAAUCCCAUAAUCCGGAAAUAUUGAAGUACUGUCCGUAACAUGGUUAUGACAUGUUAAGUGGAAGGGUAGAAGGUCUUUUUUUUUUUAAGGAGAAAAUGUUUCUUUUAAAUAAAUGUUUCUUAUGUAAAAA